Abrus precatorius (Indian licorice) is the source of this 1576-nucleotide messenger RNA. RefSeq names its product exosome complex component RRP43. Bases 411 to 1325 code for a protein of 304 amino acids. The record is from RefSeq and is a predicted model, not a curated record. Gene Ontology annotation, cellular component: nuclear exosome (RNase complex); cytoplasmic exosome (RNase complex). Lineage: Eukaryota; Viridiplantae; Streptophyta; Magnoliopsida; Fabales; Fabaceae. The transcript is spliced from 9 exons. Gene Ontology annotation, biological process: U5 snRNA 3'-end processing; U1 snRNA 3'-end processing; nuclear mRNA surveillance.
CCUGACUCUGAAAAUAAUCCUAAAUUUUAUCCAAAGAAACCCUAAUCCCAAUUCUCGCAAUACUCCCAAAUAUGCAGCAGAAGCACCGUAUACUCCCAAGGAAAAUACGCAGCACGAGCACCGAAAUCUACAGUUCCGUUUGAGGUGCCCAGUAGCCACAGUUCCCUCGCAUUCAACCCUCCAUCGCAACAGGAAAACAGAUCCCAUCCCCUUCAACGUGAGCGAACUGCGAGCAGAACCUCCUGCAGCAGCAAAUUUUGCAAACGAAGCAAACUGCUAGCAACCAGCGGCACCGGUGACGUUCUGCGAACUGCGAUCAGAACCUCCAAGCUUCAACUGGUUUGUGUGAAAACAGCUUCCUGCAGCAGCAAAUUUCUGCGAACAAAAACAAACAGAACAUACAAAAGAGAAUGGCAUUACCGAAUGCUUCGAAAGACUUAUCGUUGGAAAUGGAGGUUGAUGCAUUUCGACGCCUCUUUCCACUUCGAUUUUUUGAGCGUCAUUUUGCUGAAUCUAUACGCGCGGAUGGUAGACCAUUUGCAAAAGCCAGAGAAACAAGUAUUUUGCUCGGUGCUGUUGCAUUGGCUAAUGGGUCGGCUCUUGUGAAGAUUGGAUCCACGACUAUGUUGACUGCUAUUAAAAUGGAAGUCAUGACUCCUUCCUUGGAGUCACCGGAUGAGGGCUGUUUAGCUAUUGAUUUCCACAUGCCUCCAAUUUGUUCUCCAAUUGUUAGGCCUGGCAGGCCUGCUGAAGCAUCACCAGUUGUGUCAAAGCAGUUGUCUGACACCAUCUCAAGCUCUGGAAUAGUUGAUUUGAAAGAACUGUCCUUGGUCAGUGGAAAAGCUGCAUGGAUGGCUUACUUGGAUGUCUAUUGUUUGGAUGCUGAUGGUGCUCUUUUUGAUGCUGCUUUACUUUCUGCUGUUGCUGCAUUAUCUCAUUUGCAAAUUCCUGCUGUUGCCAUGAAUGAUGAUGGCAAAAUAGUACUCAUGUCUGAUGAAGAUGGAGAAAAGCAGGCACAGGAGCCAGUUAACAAGGAGAGGAGGAAGCUUACCUUAAGAAGCAUUCCAUUCUCAUUAACGUGCAUACUUCACAAGAAUUACAUCAUGGCAGAUCCUACUGCUGAAGAAGAAUCCAUUAUGGAAACUCGUGUGACUAUAGUUUUGGAUACAUCUGGUCAGCUGAUAUCCCUUUACAAGCCUGGUGGGCCAGUUCUUGCCUACACUUCUGCUAUCCAGGAUUGUGUCGCUUUAACCAGGCAGAGAGUAAAGGAACUAAAGAGUUUCUUAGACAAAGAAAAUUCUACUAUGGAGAUUGAGGAGAAUUAGAAAUUCUUCAUUUCUAGUCUUGAGUGGUUUAUACAAUUUAUAUUUGUACAUUCUGGAUUUCAGGUACUGCAGCAUUCACCGUUAUAAAAGAUUCUUUCAUGAAUUUUAUACAAUCUAUUGGAUAUUUUUGGGUUGAUUUCAUUUAUUUGGUUAGUAGUUUUCGAGUUGCAGUAUUCUUUAAGCUAUAAAGAAGCUUAUUUUUAUUUGUUACUUCAUCUAUUUUGGUAUAGAGCUUGUUUUUAUAGUUAUGG